UCCAUAAGAUAUCUUAUUACCUUACAAAAGAAUCAAUACAGUAAACAACCAGUCAUUCCUCACAUACAAUCAUAUCAAUUCCCCUUCCCAAUCCACUCCCCUCCCACACAGACCGAGGUUUCUCAACUUUCUCACUCCACAUACUUUUACUGCGUUCGCAUAACAAGAGGAGUACGUCAUUGAGGGGAUGAACUGAUUUCUCCACCAGAAAAGGAUAUAAAGACAACGUACACUCAACUUCCACUCAAACCCUCCUUCUACGCCGCCAUCAACAGCUCCAUAAUCGAUCAGAAAUUCAAUCAAUUCACCCAUCAUGACGACCUUUGUUCCCAGCUUAACGCUGCCGGCAGCCAUAUUUGCCAAUCCAACGGCUUCGGUGCUCUUACCAAUUACUCUUGGAUCUGCUAUUGGUUUCGCAGUUAGACCAAAAGAAACUCAAAAGACCUACAUGGCACUUAAACAACCCCCUUACCGUCCACCUCCAUACGUCUUCGGUCCUGCCUGGACUCUCCUCUACGGUCUGAUGGGAUACUCUGCCUACCGCGCAUACUCUACCGGAUUAUCUCCUCUCGCUUCUACCGAAAAACAUCUCCUUUUCAAACAAGGAGCUACACUCUAUACCGUUCAACUCGGCCUCAACCUAAUCUGGAUGCCCCUCUUCUUCUCCCUCAAACGUCCCAUCCUCGCAACCAUCGACAUCGUCGCCCUCACCGGCACCGUCUCCUACUUGACCUACAUCUGGGGGCAAGUCGACUCCGUCGCCGCCUGGGCCCUCGCUCCCUACGUCGGCUGGCUCGGAUUCGCCACAUACCUCAGCGCCGGCGUCGGAUAUCUCAACGACUGGAACAUCAGCGACAAGGAAGUCGAGAAGAGCCCCAAGGGUAAGGGAACAAAGUACGUUGACGAGAAGGAAGAGUAGGGGAUGCCAGCGAGCAAAUCGAGAGAGACCGAAAACGCACGAAGUACGCGUUAAAAAAAUUCACAUGCGUGUGCAAAUCCCAAGUACACAUCUUCUCGGAGGAUGGAUCGAUCAUCUCAUGUAUCUCCUGAACCACAAAUUCCGAGUCCAUUGUUCCCCGCUGAUUUUUCGCACGGCGUUGAAUUAAUCGUCGUCAGAUAAUAUACCAUAGCUUUUAAUCAUGAAUGAAAUACUUCUUUUCUACUACAAUACAGUACUGUCAUAUCUACUACUAUACUAUAUACUCCAUGCUUCCGAACACAUAUAAACAAAUGUAGGACGUAGCAAUACACAUCUCAU
Botrytis byssoidea is the source of this 1258-nucleotide messenger RNA. RefSeq lists its product as uncharacterized. The transcript has 3 exons. The record is from RefSeq and is a predicted model, not a curated record. Gene Ontology annotation, cellular component: mitochondrial outer membrane. NCBI's taxonomy places the organism in Eukaryota, Fungi, Ascomycota, Leotiomycetes, Helotiales, Sclerotiniaceae. The coding region runs from base 314 to 919 and encodes 201 amino acids.